This is a messenger RNA of Lentinula edodes (shiitake mushroom), 1195 nucleotides long. Its product is annotated as translation initiation factor eIF4e. Bases 138 to 983 code for a protein of 281 amino acids. Gene Ontology annotation, biological process: translational initiation. Gene Ontology annotation, molecular function: translation initiation factor activity; RNA 7-methylguanosine cap binding. The transcript is spliced from 5 exons. Gene Ontology annotation, cellular component: eukaryotic translation initiation factor 4F complex. The record is from RefSeq and is a predicted model, not a curated record. Lineage: Eukaryota; Fungi; Basidiomycota; Agaricomycetes; Agaricales; Omphalotaceae.
CUACCAACCAACACCCACAAGGUUUUCAAUUCUCUUUGUUUCAAUAUUACCGCGUAAAUCAACCAACAUUUGUGUUCCUUCUCGUCUCUACAACGACAAGCCAAAAAUUCAGCCUUUUCUACAGCUUAUAACUGAAAAUGGCAAAUAGUUAUUUCUCCAACUACUCCCAAUCGCGUUUUCUUGCAAAUUCUUCGCAAACGCCAGGAGGGACUCAACCAACGCCAUCUAUCCAGGCUGGACCUAAAUCCAGAUUACCAUCUUCUAAACAUUUUUCUACCUCAAUCAUCCCUGGUUCUGAACAAUCCACUUCCAAGGAAAAAACAUCCAAUGGUUCUUCGCCGAAAGAUUCCGAACCUCAUCCUCUAAGAAACACUUGGGUAUUCUGGUUUCGGCAGCAACGUGCGCCAGGCAACAAGUUGGUCAGUUACGAGGAAGGAAUAAAAAAGAUUUCCGCCUUUGCAUCCGUUGAAUCGUUCUGGUCGCUUUGGACGCAUCUUGCUCCUCCGUCCGCACUCCAACCGACUACGGACUACCUGUUAUUCCACGACGGGAUCCGUAGGCCCGUUUGGGAGGACCCGGUCAACAUAUCAGGUGGUAAGUGGAUUAUCCGGCUGAAAAAAGGAGUCGCCGAUCGCAUUUGGGAGGAUCUCGUCCUGGCUGUUUUGGGGGAUCAGUUUGACAAAUGCCGACAAGUGGAGGAGAAUGGAGAAAUUGCUGCAAGCUGGGAAGAUGGGAGUGACUCUGGCGCGGAGCUACCUGAGAUCUGUGGGUGCACAAUAAGUGUACGACAGAGUGAGGAUAUCAUCAGUCUGUGGAAUCGCUUGGAUGGUGACGUUAAGGUUCGAGAGAGAAUACGGGAUACUAUUCGGAAAGUUCUUCAUCUCCCACCUUCGACAAUCAUGGAGUACAAAUCCAACAAUGAUUCAAUGCAGGAUAAAUCGAGCUUCCGAAAUUCCGCUAUAGAUCGCACUCCUGUGUCUUGAUGAGCUACGAGCGAUUUUGUUGCGCAAAGUAUCGUUAUUCUUAUCAAAACUAUUCUCAAGAAAGAUUUUUUCUGUGAUCUAAUACUGUAGCGUUUGAGUUCGAUACGAAACUCAUGAUCAUUGUUGGGAUGUUUCGCCCUUUCGGUCUUGCUCAACACAGCUUUGACUUCUGAUGUCAGCACUGUCUUGUAUUAUACAUAUGCUUACUUGAA